Salvelinus sp. IW2-2015 is the source of this 8678-nucleotide messenger RNA. Lineage: Eukaryota; Metazoa; Chordata; Actinopteri; Salmoniformes; Salmonidae. The record is from RefSeq and is a predicted model, not a curated record.
AUGGCGGGGGAUAUUGUGGUGGGGAUACUCUAUAAUUUAGUACUACCUCUUCUUCUGCUUGCAGGAAAAACAGGGAAGUUCCUGCUGCUCAUCUGUUCUACCAGCGUGACGUUUCUGGCUCUCCAGUGUUUCAUGCAGAUCACUUUUGCCUACGUGCCUCAGUAUGAGAACGAAUAUUGGGAGAAUAUUCUCUACCAUCUGGGCAUUGUACGGUUCAGUUUGGUGGAUGCAGGGAACAUUGUGCGUCUCUUAGCCCCUGAUCUGGGGCUCUUCCUGUCAGAGCUCUUCAUACUGCGCUUGAUCAGGAAGCUGCUGCGCCCCAUGCCCCAACUUAACCAGAACUGUAUCGCACCCUCUGACCCUGAGUGCUCUUUUGACAAGCAGGAUGUGGAGAUGUCCGACUCAGAGUCUGAGGUUGGCAGUGAAGUCACAGACGGCUCGUCUUAUGACAGCUCAGAUGAAAGCAUAGCGGUGCCGGCAGACCUUCCUCAGUUUGUCCAGAAGUUCAUUGCAUUUUCCCUUGGACUGCGCCUCUUGCUGUCCGCCAUCAUGAACACAGCAGGGAAAGUAGUGGUCACCAUACUACUAGGGCUGGCAGGCAUUGCUCUGCCCUCCCUGACCUCAGUGGUGUAUUUCGGGACGUUCCUGGGCCUGGUGUGGUGGUGGGUUUUUCUCCACUCCGUCAGCUUGCUGCUCUUCGGUACCCUCUGUGUGAUGAUGGCUAUAUUCAGCGCCGGUCACCUGUUGAGCCUCUACCUGUACCAGCUGCCCCUGGCCCAACAGAUCAUACCCCCACAGGAUAUCUACGCCAGGCUGUUUGGUAUAACAGCGGUCAUCCAAACCAAUGAGACUGAGCCAUACAGUCUGGGUCUGCAGCCAGACAUCAGCUGGCCUGUCUUCACCAACCCCAUGGUGCUGCUGCUCCUUUAUUACACACUGGUGGCUCUGCUGCACAAGUGGGUCAACCUCACUGAGGAGGAGGAGGAAACUCUGGAGAAGUCUGAGAGUCCAGUAGAAGCUCUUGAGGAUCCCCCCAGCUUCUCCAAGAUCUUAUUCAUCUCAGGAGACAGAUUGGAGCUACUGACCAGUACGGAUGAUGAAGCGUACAUGCCAGAUGAGGAGGUACAUGAACUACAUACACCGGAAGAGUCAGAGGAGUUGAAAGAGAUGAGUGAGGAAGAGAAGAAGAGGAGUGAGGUGUCUAUGAGUGAUACAGAGACUGUUCCCACCCCUCCUGGCCCCAGUGGACUGGUUGUGUUCGGCUUGUUCAUCAUGAAGCACAGCUACGUCAGCGCACUCAUCAUCAUGAUGGUGUGGAGCAUCACCUAUAACAGCUGGCUGACGUUUGCCCUGCUGGUGUGGUCGUGUCUGAUCUGGAUAAUGCGUGACCGUCGGCGCUACGCCAUGAUGAGUGCACCCUUCCUGGCAGUGUACGGCACCGUGCUGCUACUGCUUGCCUUCCUGAGCAGUCUGAGGCUGCGGCGGGAUGAGCUUUACCCUGACCUAGCCCACGCCGUGCUGGUAGACUUUGACAUGGCCAGUUACCCAGCACCCUGCGUCCACCUGGGAGCCAAGGUGUUCUACGCCUUCAGCUUCUUGCUUCUGUUCCGUCAACAACUGAAGGAGAAACAGGAAGAGCAGGAUCUGAAGGAGUCAGAAGAGUCUCUGGAUGAAGUCAAAGUGCUACCACGUCUGGACUCUUCUCCUUUUAUGCAUACUUUAUGGAUUCAAACUGAUAAACUCACAUUCUCUAAUACAGUAACAAAUGCAUUAGAAAUGAAAAUGAUAUUGUACCCAGGUGUCUGUAACAUUCUUCACUUAACAGUUUCUAUGUUGUGUUCCUCCUCUCCCUUAGCGGAUGAAGGUGAUACCUCCCUCAUAAUGGAGAUGCUAGGUUCAGUGGUCAAGGGAACCCUGGUGAAGUACUGGAUCCUGUUCUGCUGCUCCAUGUUCUUUGUGGUCAGCUUCUCCGGGAAGGUGAUGGUCUACAAGAUCCUCUACAUUGUGCUGUUCCUCUUCUGUGUCGUCCUCUAUCAGAUCCGUUAUGACGUGUGGAGGCGAGUGCUAAAGUACUUCUGGGCGGUGGUGGUGGGCUACUCCAUGGUCGUCCUGAUGGCCAUCUACGUGUACCAGUUUAAGACAGUGUCUGGCCUGUUCAGACAGAUCAUGGGCAUGUCUGAGGAAGGUCUGCGUGAUCUGGGGUUGGAGCAGUACGACACUGUGGAGCUGUUUGCUCGGAUCCUCCUCCCAGCAGCCUUCCUAUUGGCCUGCAUCCUGCAGCUGCACUAUUUCAACCAGGACUUCCUGGAGCUCACCAACCUGGACAACAUACCUGUCCGCCAGGGACAAUCCAGAGAGGAAGAGCUGAGAAAAUCAGUCAAUGUGAUAGCUGACAUGAUGGCGAAGGAGCAGAGUAAGCAGAUGAGUGGGGACUCAGGACGUGUGGGGAGUCAGCACACGUUGGACAGUGAUGGACUGUCUGCCUCAUCAGAGAAGAAAUCUGAGAAGGACCGGGAGGGAACAGGCGCCCCAGAGGAGAGUCUGACCCAAUGGGGGUUGAUGGUGGACCGGGCCGGCCUGCUGCUGCUCCAGGCUCUGGCUCUCUUCCAGCGGGCUCAAGAGAUAAGUUGGAGGCUGCUGGAGCUACACAGCCUCAAGAUCGUCUCUACCGGCAUUAUCUGGGUGUCCUUGCAAGAGGUGUCUCUGAUGAACUUCCUGUUUCUGGUACUGUGGGCCUUUGCCCUGCCCUUCCCCCGGCUCCACCCCAUCGCCUCCAGUGUGUCCUCAGUCUGGGCCUGUGUCAUGGUGGUGUGUAAGAUGCUGUACCAGCUCAAGGUCAUCAAACCUCUGGAGUACUCCUCCAACUGUACCACUAGCCUGGUGUCAGUUAAUGGGACAGGGCUGGAGCUGGAGGGGAACAUGGCAGAGCUGCUGAGGAGGUCUGUGCUUUAUGUGAAGCCUGUUGACCCAGCCAUAUGGUGUGGAGAGCUGCGCAAGUGUGAAGACAGGAUCCUGCCCUGUCUCAGGAACCACCUGAUGGUGCUGGGGCUGCUGGUGUUUGAGGUGACGGUCCAUAGACAUCAGCUCUACUAUCGCCUCCACAAUGACCUCAAGGUCCCCACCUUCAGCAUCAUCUUCCAAGGCAUCACACGCCAGCACCUGGACCAAGGUAUCCUGCCCUGCAUCAAGUACUUCAUCAACUACUUCUUCUACAAGUUUGGCCUGGAGGUGUGCUUUGUGGUGGCGGUGAAUGUGAUUGGCCAACGGAUGGAUUUCUACGCGCUGCUGCACUCCUGUGCUCUGAUGGCUGUUCUGUCACGACGACGCAGGAAGGCCAUAGGGGAGAUGUGGCCUAAGUACUGCUGCUUCACUGCAGGACUCAUGGUGCUGCAGUACCUGCUCUGUAUCGGCAUCCCUCCCGCUCUCUGUGUCGAUUAUCCAUGGAGGACCUCCAGUCAGGCCCUGACCUCCAACCUCAUCAAGUGGCUUUAUCUGCCUGACUUCGCCAUGCGUCCUGCCCCUUACUUCAUUUUCUACGACCACCUCCUGCUCAUGUGCUCAUCGCUGCAGUGGAAGGUGUUUGAGGAGGAGAACCGUGCCGCGGUGCGCCUUAUGGGGGGGGAGAACGUGGAGAUCAGCCGCAGCUUGGACCCACGCUCCUUCAACCAGUACAUCCCCGUCAACAACUUCCUCCACUGCAGGUCCUACCUGGACAUGGUCAAGGUGUUUGUGUUCAGUUACUUCUUCUGGCUGGUGCUGUGCCUCAUCUUCAUCACAGGCACCACCCGCAUUAACAUCUUCUGCCUGGGCUACCUGCUAGCCUGCUUCUACUUCAUGCUGUUUGGGGGCAGCCUGCUCAUGCAGCCUGUACGAUACAUCCUCAGGCUCUGGGACUGGCUCAUCGGAUACACCUGUUUUGUCAUUGGCAUGAAGAACCUGCUAUCUCUUGGCUCAUGUGCUUAUUUGGACAGCCUGUUGAAGAAUGGUUGCUGGCUCAUUCAGGCCUUCAGCAUGGUCUGUACAAUCAAAGGCUAUGAUCUCCCUGCUCCUGAUGAUGAGUGUGAGCUGCCGGAGGGGGAGGCGGGCAUCGUGUGGGAUGCGAUCUGCUUCACCGUGCUCCUGGCUCAGAGGAGGGUUUUCCUCAGCUACUACUUCCUGUAUGUGGUGUCUGACCUCAAGGCCUCCAAGAUCCUGGCCUCCAGGGGUGCUGAGCUCUUUGAAGCCAAAGUGAAGAAACUGGUUGCUGCAAGACUGGAGAUGGAGAAGAAGUCUGUGGAGACGCUGAAGAAGCAGAUGGAGAAGAUCAAAUCCAAACAGAAGAGUAAGCCUGGCCAAGGCGACGUACCAGCGCCCCCUACUGAUACAGUGCGAAACGGUGAAAUUGAGAAGGCAGAGAAUGAUCAGGAGAAACGGUGGAAACCAUGGGUCUCACGGCCUGGUGUUGAGAACAACUGUGGCUACCAUCUAUUUGAGAGUGACAGUGAAGAGGAAGAGGAGGAAGUCCAGGAAAAGAAAGAGGAAGAGACACUAACAAAGAAGAAAUCUGCUUUUCAGUUAGCUUAUGAGGCAUGGGUCACAAGCUCCAAAGCAGCCCUAAAUUUGCACAAAAAAGAAGAGUCAAAUAUGAAAAAAGAGGAGAAGAGGAGGGCAAAGAGACAGCUGCAGAGACAGCAAGGCAUUGAGAGGGCCGAGUCUAGUGAGGAUGAGUUGGAAGAGGAAAAUGAAGUGGAGGAGAAAGAAAAUAUAUUUCAGAGGAUUAUCGACUCGCUCAAGUUUUUAUGGGUGUUUAUCCUGUCCCUUCUGGAUGACCUCACUGAGGGCCUGAACUCCUUCUGCAAAGAUGGUCUGGACAUCUCCAAAGUGCUACGUUUUGAAAGGGCUCUUCUCGGCCAGCAACAGAAGAAGGGGAAAGAGGUGUCACAGGAGAGUGUGAAGCGCUUCUAUGAGAACUGGAUGUCCAGACAGAACACCCUGGCCUCCCUGGAAGACCAGGAAGACAUAGUUCCCCCUGUCUCCUCCCCUCCACCUGUACCGUCAUCAGCGAGAGGUUACUCCAAGCUGAAACACACCCACUCCAAAAUCUCCUGGGGUAGCAGCUUGUCCAGCUGCAUGACGGAUGAGACCCUGCUGGGGUCUCGUCAGCCCACACUGGAUGAGCUGGAUGACCCUCCUAUACUCCAAGCCGCUGCCGAUCAACUCAGACGGAAACUACUGAAAACUACCAACCUGGACCUUGACUCAUUUGACACUGAAGACCCUCCACUAAGCCAUGAUGAUACUGUUCCCAAUAAGGAGGACAGUAAAGAAGGAGAGGAUGCAUAUGAAGAAGAGGAGGGGGAAUAUAAAGUGGAGGAGGAGUAUAGAAUGGAGAAGGAGGAAUGGAGGGAGGAAGAAGAGGAGGAGAGGGAAAAAGCUGUGAUGCUUUCAGGAUCCAUCUCCCUGGACUAUCUGGAGUGUGAUGAGAAUAGCGAAGAUUUCCCAGACUCCUCCAGGCCUCUUAGUGAGACCAGGAACCUCACGGCCAGCGAGCUACUGCUCAACAAUAUGUUUGGUAACGAUGAAAUUGAAGAGUCUGAUCAGUUCUUCCAGUCUCUCCCGAGACACCUGAGGCUAGUGUUUGCCCUGUACAACACCAUGGUGUCUAAGUCAGAGAUGCUGUGCUACUUUGUGAUCAUCCUGAACCACAUGGUGUCGGCCUCGCUGCUCAGUCUGAUCCUGCCCAUCCUUAUCUUCCUCUGGGCCAUGCUGUCUGUGCCACGCCCAACCAAGCGCUUCUGGAUGGCUGCCAUCAUCUACACAGAGCUGAUUGUGGUGGUCAAGUAUUUUUUCCAGUUUGGCUUUUUCCCCUGGACCACCUCGGCCUACCGAGGCAUCAAUGCGGACCGGCCCUUUGCUCUGCCCAACAUCAUUGGGGUGGAGAAGAAAGAUGGCUAUGUUCUCUUUGACUUAAUACAACUCCUGGCUCUGUUCUUCCAUCGCUCCAUUCUAAAGUGUCACGGUCUUUGGGAUAACAAAGAGGUUGAGAUGCCGGACUUCUUCAAGAAGUUAAAGAAGAAGACUGAGAAGAAGAAGAUGAGUGGAGGAGACAAAGCAGGGGAUCAGCCGAAGCUAAGACUGCCCUUCCUUCCUCUACAGGCCUCAACUGCAUCCUUGUUUCGCAGACGGGGAAAAGCCAACUCCACUGAGACAAACGAUGAUAUGCAGCUCAAAAAGCGCCACUCGAAGACGAGGCACCACAAUAAAGUUCCCCUGACUAGGAAGGAAAGGAUCAAGAAGCUGAUCAGAGAAAGGAUGCUCGAGGCUAAAGCUGCUAUCAUAGAAGUUGCCCUGCACAUAUACCUACCUAUCAGGCAGUUCUUCUAUGACAUCAUUCACCCAGAGUACAGCCCAGUGUGUGACGUCUACGCUCUCAUGUUUCUGAUUGACGUGGUCAACUUCAUUGUCAUCAUAUUUGGAUACUGGGCUUUUGGGAAACACAGUGCUGCUGCUGACAUCACAGAUGCUAUUGGGGAGGACCAGGUCCCAUCGGCCUUCCUGGUCAUGCUGCUUAUCCAGUUUGGGACCAUGAUAGUGGACCGCGCUCUCUAUCUCCGCAAAACCCUCGUGGGAAAAUGUAUCUUCCAAGUGGUGCUGGUGUUUGGUAUCCACUUCUGGAUGUUUUUCAUACUCCCUGGGGUGACUGAGAGGAGGUUCAACAUGAACCAGGUGGCACAGUUGUGGUACUUUGUGAAGUGCAUCUACUUUGGCCUCUCAGCCUACCAGAUCAAGUGUGGCUACCCAAAUCGUGUGCUGGGAAACUUCCUGACCAAGAACUAUAACUACCUCAACCUAUUCCUCUUUCAAGGGUUCCGCCUGGUUCCGUUCCUCAUAGAGCUGCGUGCCGUGAUGGACUGGGUCUGGACCGACACCACCCUCAGCCUGGGCAGCUGGAUCUGUGUCGAGGACAUUUAUGCCAACAUUUUCAUACUCAAGUGCUGGAGGGAGUCGGAGAAGAAAUACCCACACACCCCAGGGCAGAAGAAGAAAAUGGUGGUGAAGUAUGGAAUGGGCGGCUUCAUCAUAUUCUUCCUCAUCAGCGUAAUUUGGUUCCCCCUCCUCUUCAUGUCAUUGGUCAAGUCAGUGGCUGGGGUGACCAAUCAGCCUCUAGAUGUCUCCAUUCAGCUCAGCAUAGCAGGAUAUGAGCCACUGUUCACAAUGAGUGCCCAGGAGCAGAACCUGAUGCCAUACUCAGAGGCAGGCCUCAACCGGCUCACCAACCUCUAUGCCACUCACCCGUCAGCCAUGCAGUUCCUUGUAAACUACAUGGCCGAGGACAUUGUCAUUGCAAAGAUCAAGAGUGAUGCCAGUCUACUAUGGAGCAUCAGCCCUGCCAGCCGUGAUGCUAUGAUCCAUGAACUCAGCAACUCCACCCACAUCUACAUCACCCUGCGAUGGGUACUACUCAGGAAUGCGUCUCUGUCGAUGAACGUGGAGACCGUGGGGGAACACACUGUCAAGUAUGAGGACAGGGCCUUGAGGGACCAGAUAGUUCAGAUGCUCAAAGGGACACGCAGUGACUCUCUGGUCAUUGAGUCUCUCCUGCCCAAGUUCAUCAGAGGUCCCGGAGGACUGGAGUCCAAGAUGGCCACCCGUCUGGAAGUAGAACACUCAGAUAGGCCUGAGGACCUGCAGAUGUUGGCCUUCUACCGGCCCCUGUCCAUCAAACUACAGUGGGCAGAAGACAGUGGAAGUGCAGAGGGGGGUCAGUGGUGGAUGGUGGAGGAAUGCACUCCUGGACAGGGGCACAUCCAGAGCAGCUGUCACAGCAUUGAGAUAGUGGUGUUCAACGACAAAGUCAGCCCCUCCAGCCUGGGUGCUCUAGCAGGACAGGGAAUCGUGGGCCUGUACAUGUCUGUGGUGCUGGUCGUUGGAAAGUUUGUCAGGGAAUUCUUCAACGGGAUAUCCCGCUCCAUCAUGUUUGAGGAGCUGCCGUGUGUGGAUCGGGUGUUGAAGCUCUGCACGGACAUCUUUGUUGUGCGAGAGACUGGUGAGAUGGAGCUGGAGGAAACACUUUUUGAGAAGCUCAUUUUCCUGUAUCGCUCGCCGGAGACCAUGAUCAAGAUGACCAGAGAGAAGAGAGACUAGAGAGCACAAUGACAUUUUCAUUAUGAAAAGGACGAUUUGUUUGUUUGUAUUCCUACUGUACAAUGCAUGCAUUUUGAAUCACUGACUACUUUUAAAUUAUUCACAUUUUUACAAAGGAAGACCGUAGGCCAUAAUCAUAGAAAUGUGCUCCAAGUGUGAAAGUAUUUAAUUGAAGUUGAGAUGCAACACUCUGCAGUUUUAGAUACAAAUGGCUUGUAUAGAGCUUACAGAUGCACGUCUGCUCUACAGAAUGUAUUUAUCUCAACAUUCUGCAACUUUACACAUCCCACUGAACACGACCGUUUCAUUGCACUGAAAAGCUCAUCUAGAAGUACUCACUCUCAUUUCACACUGUACUCCAAGUCUAUGUACAGUAUUUAAUUAAAUGAAUAAAAUACAAUUCAGAGAUUAUAUCCUACUUAUACAUAAGACUCCUGAAGUGUUAACUUAUGAAGAUCCACUCACAGUCCAUGUUGCCAGGUAAAGUACAGUGCUUUGCAAAAGUAUUCAUCCUCCUUGGCAUUUUUCUUAUUUUAUUGCAUUACAAACUGUAA